Brienomyrus brachyistius is the source of this 1653-nucleotide messenger RNA. RefSeq names its product stomatin (EPB72)-like 1 (gene stoml1). The coding region runs from base 233 to 1450 and encodes 405 amino acids. The record is from RefSeq and is a predicted model, not a curated record. The transcript has 7 exons. Gene Ontology annotation, cellular component: plasma membrane. NCBI's taxonomy places the organism in Eukaryota, Metazoa, Chordata, Actinopteri, Osteoglossiformes, Mormyridae.
CGAUAAAUCUUUCGUAAACACGGAAGUAACCAUUGUGGGAAGAGCGAAGGUUCUGUUAUGGUUCAAUUCAUUAUUUAAACUAUUUCAUUAGUUUAAUGCGUUCAAGAAACAUUUAAUAUACAUACAGGCCAUAUAUAUCCACGUUCAAGUAAUGUUUUCCGGGUAAAAAAAAAAGAAUAAAAAAAACCCGGUACACUUGACAAGGGCGCCUACGCAGCGUUUCCUCGCCGUCAUGCUGUGGAGAUCUUCGGGUUGUGAGUACCAAAGCCUCCCGCAGAGCGACUGGAGCUGCGACUCGCAUGUUUCUGUGGGCGGCGCCGUACAGUCUCCGUAUCUGCGAGGGGGAAACUCGUUUGACUUUGUCCCCAAAAUUACGGACGGCGACUUCACAGACCGAUCCCAGGGAUGGCUCUCCUGGAUGUGCCAGCUGGUGGUCUCCCUUCUGGUCUAUGUUUUCGUCUUUUUCAUCUUUCCGUUGUCUGCUUGGUUUGUCCUCAAGGUCGUGCCUAAUUACCAGAGGAUUGUCAUGUUCCGUCUGGGCCGAAGCCGACCCCCAAAGGGGCCUGGCGUGGUCUUGAUACUGCCUUUCAUUGACCAAUGGCAGAGAGUUGAUCUUCGCACUAGAGCUUUUAACAUCCCGCCUUGCCAGGUGGCCACCAUGGACGGUGCACUGCUGUCAGUGGGGGCUGAUAUACAGUUCAGAAUAUGGAACCCAGUUAUGUCUGUGAUAGCUGUGCAGGACCUGAAUGCCUCCACCCGUCUCACUGCGCAGAACGCUAUGACUUGCACGCUUGGCAAAAAGACUGCCAGAGAAGUCCAGCUGGAGAGAGUCAAACUGGGCGAACGUCUUGGGAUGGAUAUUAAUGACAUUACUCGACCUUGGGGACUGGAGGUAGAUCGUGUGGAGCUUACAGUGGCAUCAGUGCUGCAGGCCCCAGAUGUCAGCCAGGCGGGGGGGGUCCUCGUGCCCCCCUUCAUACCUGGCUUGGAGGGCCUUGGGCCCCUGCAGGAGAUUGCGUCACACUUCCUAAGCAGCACUGGCUUUUCUCAGUCUGGGGGUGUUGUGAGCCUGGUGGAUGAGCAAGGGUGUCGCAGGCCAGACACGCCUGCACCGCGCACCCUGGAGGAACUACUGGGUGCUGUGGAGCCUCUCCUGUCUGAACGGCUGGUCCGGCAGGUGGGGGCAUGCUUCCAGUUCAGCAUCAGCCGGAAUGAUGGCCAAGUCCGGAGCUGCUAUGUGGACUUGAGCCACGGGGCAGGGGCUUUGGGACUGGGGACACCUAACAGGGAUCCAGACGUCACCCUGCAGCUGAGUGAGGAAGACCUGCUGGCUUUGUUUGAGGGCAGCCUGCCCCCCUUCCAGGCCUAUGCCAAUGGGCGGCUGCUGGUGCACGGUGACCUGAGCCUGGCCCUCAAGUUAGAGGAGCUGGUCAAGCUGCUGCGGCCGUAGUGAGGCCCCACUGUGGAGCAGGGAUGUGCUCUGGACAUCCUCUGCUGUCACGCCGUGCGCUGCUCGUCGCAUUUACUGGAUACAUGCGAAAAUGAAAAAUUUGACAGGUUUUUUUCUUCUGACAGGUUUUUAAGGACUGUAUUGGCUUGUGAUUCAGUGUUGUUCAUGUCUUGUGUGCAGUGUUUUUUUUUUUUUUUUAAUAA